This is a messenger RNA of Nicotiana attenuata, 569 nucleotides long. RefSeq lists its product as uncharacterized. The record is from RefSeq and is a predicted model, not a curated record. Lineage: Eukaryota; Viridiplantae; Streptophyta; Magnoliopsida; Solanales; Solanaceae. The transcript has a single exon. Bases 87 to 428 code for a protein of 113 amino acids.
CAUUUUUUUCCCACCCUGCUCUCACGAGCUCUCUUUAACAAGGGUGUCAACAUUUACUCAAUAAAUAUACAUCAAAUUAUUUAAAAAUGGCAACCGGAGCUGCCGGAGACGGACUAUUCCGGGGAGUAUUCGACGGAUGUAUCUCCGGCCACGAUACAGGGAUCCAAAGCAGGCCUUACCACCGUAACUGUGGCUGCGCACUUCAUAAAUCCCGUGGAAAUUGCUCUCAUUCUUCUCCUUAUAUGAACGUAUCGUAUCCGAUUCGACGGUCGUGGAGCGAAAGCUGUCUAGCGUUGGCCGCUGCUUCCUCCGGCCAUCCCUCGCCGUGUUCUUCUCCUGCAGCCGCCGCCAUGGACGGCGGUAAGAAGAAUUUGGUCCGUUCUACUACUGAAGAUCAUGACGAUGUCGUUUUAUUUAGGUUUGAUUAAAAUCAUUUCUCUUUUCUUUUUUUUUUUUUAGUAAUCUAUGAUUUAAUUCCACAAAGUAGAUCCGGUUAUGUUUGAUACUGUAUGUAAAACUUCUUGUAAACACUGAUACUAAAAUAAGAACUAUUUUAUUUAUUUAUUUUA